Molecule: messenger RNA, 6577 nt
Organism: Mauremys mutica (yellowpond turtle)
Lineage: Eukaryota; Metazoa; Chordata; Testudines; Geoemydidae
Gene: SLC2A13
Product: solute carrier family 2 member 13
Exons: 10
Coding region: 345-2291 (648 amino acids)
Biological process (GO): transmembrane transport
Cellular component (GO): membrane
Molecular function (GO): myo-inositol:proton symporter activity
Source: RefSeq, a predicted model, not a curated record
UUCGUUGUGGUUAAGGCGCAUGCUCCGAGCUCCCGCGCAUGCUCAGUAAGAGCCAAGCAGCCCAUCCCGUGACUGGCAGGCUAGGUAGCCCCGCCCCCCCGUGGCGACUCCGCCCCGCCCGGCCAGCUGGGCUCGAGUCCCUUCCCCGCCCGCCCGAGCCUCCCUCCGGCUCAAACUCCCCCUGAGCUCCGGGAGCGGCGGCCGCGGCUGGUAACUUUCCCCCCAGUGCGGGCGCGGGCAGGACCUAUGCGCCCCGGCUGAUCGCGGCCCCGGCAGGGCAGCAGCAGCGGCCCCGAGCCCGCCCCCUGGCCGGGCGGGGGGCGCUGAGCGGCGGCGGUUGCCCCAUGUCCCGCAAGGCCAGUGAGAAUGUGGAGUACACGCUGCGGAGCCUGAGCAACCUGAUGGGCGAGAAGCGCCGGAGGCAGCCGGACGGCUCGGCCGGCUCCAGCGCGGCGGCGGCGGCGGCCGGGGAGCGCAGCCUGAUCGCCGCCGAGUCCUGCUCCAGCAUCAACAGCCAGGCGUCCGGCGGGGAGCUGGAGCGGGCGGCCCGGCGGCAGUUCCAGCAGGACGAGACCCCGGGCUUCGUCUACGUGGUGUCGGUGUUCUCCGCCCUGGGGGGCUUCCUCUUCGGCUAUGACACCGGCGUGGUGUCCGGGGCCCUGCUGCUGCUCAAGAGGGAGCUCAACCUGGGCGCCCUCUGGCAGGAGCUGCUGGUCUCCAGCACGGUGGGCGCCGCCGCGCUCUCGGCGCUGGCCGGCGGGGUGCUGAACGGGCUGUGGGGCCGCCGACCCUGCAUCCUCCUCUCCAGCUGCUUCUUCAUCGCGGGCGCCGCCCUGCUGGCCGCUGCCCCGGACAAGGAGACCCUGCUAGGGGGGCGCAUCGUGGUGGGGCUGGGCAUCGGUGUGGCUUCCAUGACAGUACCAGUAUACAUUGCAGAGGUCGCUCCACCCCACUUAAGAGGCAGAUUAGUUACCAUUAAUACUCUCUUCAUCACAGGAGGGCAGUUCUUUGCCAGUGUUAUUGAUGGAGCCUUCAGCUACCUCGCAAAGGAUGGAUGGAGGUACAUGCUGGGCCUCUCAGCAGUUCCAGCAAUUAUACAGUUUUUUGGCUUCCUGUUUCUUCCUGAAAGCCCCCGCUGGCUGAUUCAGAAAGGCCAAACUCAGAAAGCACGGAGAAUUCUGUCUCAGAUACGUGGCAACCAGACAAUUGAUGAGGAAUAUGAUAGUAUCAAGAACAACAUUGAAGAGGAAGAAAAAGAAGUUGGAGCAGCUGGACCUGUGAUCUGCAGAAUGCUGACAUACCCUCCAACUCGAAGAGCUUUAAUUGUGGGUUGUGGUCUGCAGAUGUUCCAACAACUGUCAGGCAUUAACACCGUCAUGUACUACAGUGCAACCAUUUUGCAGAUGUCGGGGGUUCAAGAUGACAGUCUUGCAAUCUGGCUGGCUGCAGUGACAGCAUUUACAAACUUCCUUUUCACACUAGUGGGAGUCUGGCUUGUUGAAAAAGUGGGCCGCCGGAAACUUACGCUUGGUAGCCUAACAGGUACUACUGUAGCACUCAUUAUCCUAGCUUUGGGAUUUUUGCUGUCAGCUCAGGUCUCACCUCGAGUCACUCUUAACCCAACAGAUCCUUCAGGUCAAAAUUCUACUUGCACAAAUUACAGUUAUUGUAAUGGAUGCAUGCUAGAUCCAGAUUGUGGUCUCUGCUACAAACUGAACAAGUCAAAUGUUGUUGAGUCCUCAUGUGUUCCGGUUAAGAAAGAAUCUACAAUGGCAGCAGCAUGGGGCAGGUGUUCGAAUGAAACCAGAUUCAAAAGAGAAGAAUUAUUUUGGGCAUACAAUUUCUGCCCUACUCCAUACUCUUGGACAACACUUCUGGGCCUUAUUUUAUACUUGGUUUUCUUCGCACCUGGAAUGGGACCUAUGCCCUGGACAGUAAAUUCUGAAAUUCAUCCGCUUUGGGCUAGAAGUACAGGAAAUGCAUGUUCAUCUGGCGUAAACUGGAUUUUCAAUGUUCUGGUGUCACUGACAUUUUUGCAUACAGCAGAAUACCUUACAUACUAUGGGGCAUUCUUCCUCUAUGCAGGAUUUGCUGGUAUGGGACUCAUUUUCAUCUACGGCUGCCUUCCUGAGACUAAAGGGAAAAAACUAGAGGAAAUUGAAUCUUUGUUUGAAAACAGGCUAUGUACAUGUGGUAUUUCAGAUUCUGAUGAAGGGAGGUAUAUUGAAUAUAUUCGGGUGAAGGGAAGUAAUUAUCAUCUGUCUGACAAUGAUGCUUCUGAUGUGGAAUAAUUUUCAGCUGCUGAUGUAUUAAUCAUUUAAAAGCCUUCCGGGGGAAGAGCAGCUCUUGGUGACCUCACUGCCCUGCUUCUGGUCUGGUUCUCCUUUCUACUGCCUAGUUACAAAUGCCUUCGUGUACUAAAAUACUUCAUUUGGGAGAAAAUGAAACGUAAUACUGUUUGCCUGAUCAUGGAAAGUAAUGGUUUCCAAAGGGGAUCUAAUUCUUCGACUGUAUGAAUUUACCAAUGGUGUGCAAUACAGGUAUCUGUGCAUUAUACCAAAUGAAAUGCAUACGAUGUACCAUACUGUAUAGCCUUAUCUUUCUUUGCUGACAAAAGUUAAAAUAAUGUAAUAACUAAUCAGUAACCAGAUGAAUCAUAAAAGUAGAAUAAACCUGGGAACAGGGGCUGGGUUCACAAAAGAACUUUAACUUCUAGGCACCUAAAAAAUCACUGGGAUUCACAAAAUGGGAGUUAAGCAUUCAGGCUUCCUCUACAAUGACUGGCGGGAUAUAGGCACUUAUGAAUGGGAUUCACCAAAGCCAGUGCACUAGGCGGAUUCCUCUAGCCAAUGGGAGAUGCCGGGAGGACGGGGGGAGGUGUCCUAAGCCCUGUCCCUCUCUGAGAGUCUGGCACGUAAAUCCAGACUGGAGGGAGACAUCUCCUUCUCCUUGGGAUUCUCAGCUGCAAGCCCUCUCUUAGAGAUACACCAGGAGUUAGGGCACUCACCUGAGAGGUGGCAGAUCCCUAUUUGAGAUCCUUCUCUGUCUCAGGUGGACGGGCGACUUGAAGCAGGGCACUCCCACGUCCCCGAUAAGUACCCUAACCACUGGGAUAAAAGUUGAAUGAGGUCCCCCUCUGCAUCCUCCUCCUGUGAGCAUGCAUCUAAGAUUGGGCCCCGCAGCGAGUUAGGCGGAUGAAUUCCUAUCUUCCCCUGGUUUGUGCAUUGCACUGGGGCUUAGGCAUCCAGACACCUACAGAGGAGCCAUAGUGCAUGUACUGAGUGGCACAAUAUCAGUACCAAGGGAAACUUUUAAUGCAAAAUCUUAGGAACUUACAGGGUUUGGCAGCAACUGAGCAGGGGUUUUGUGAAUCCCAGUGGUGCCUGAUCCUGGGAUUUAGGUACCCAAAGUGGCAGUUAGGUGCCUAAAUCCCUUUGUGACUUUAGCCCUAUGUAUUUGGUGUUUUUGCUACAGCAGCCUGAAUAUGAAAUAAGCAGAAUGAGAAAUCCACAGGAUGCUGUAGAAAUUAUCACACAGUUUGAAAAUACAAACAUCUUCUGUCUUUAUGGGAGAGAUGUGUCUCCUAAUAGGAUUCCCCUCUUGUUUCUUUGUGUUGGUAUUCAAAGGUCUGUACUAAAUUGCUCCGUGUUUCAACUCUAGUGUCACAGUGGAUGUUGGUUAUAUUACUCUAUCCAGAUAUUGAUCUUUGACCAUAUAUUACGAUCAGUAGUUGGUAUUUGUGACCUAAAUUGCCAAAGAAUGACCUUAAGCUCACAGUAAGGUGUAAUUAAACGUUAUUGCCUGGACAAAUAAACUGACACAUAUUGAUAAGUGCCACUUAAAGGCCUAAGUUAACUGGAAAAAAGUGAUCUUUCAUUCCCAUUUGUGCAUCUGAGCAUUCGGGUACGUGUCCAGUUUUGAACACAAAUAUCAGUUUAAAAAAAAAAGAAAAAUAGGGAUAAGAUCUUGUGUUAAGUUCACAGCAAUCAGUGCCCCUUUGCUCAUUAAUAUACGUCACUUUCAAUUUGUCUUAUGUGCAAAGUAAAUAAUUUCUAGCAGGUCUUUCCUCCCUUUACUCAAACAGUGUCUUUGGAUCUGAAAAGAAAAUUAGCAGUAUUCAAAUGCUGAUAUUUACUCAUAUUAAUUGUCUUAUGAAGCAUUGCAAAAUUGUCAGGAAAAUUCACCGUGUCAGGCACAAAAAGCUGCUCACCCACAUUCACCAUGGUAAUGAAAAAAUUAAUGGUAUUUUAUUCACCUGCCAAAAAAAUUACUUGCAUUGGCAAGUAGAAUCUUACAAGGCUGCAUUAAAAUAUCAUGAUAUUUUCCUCCCUCUCCACCCCUUACCCAGUUAAUCCUUCAGAGAAAUAAGUUUUUAAAAAAAUUUGGAAGCUUGAAGUCAUACCCUUGAAAUUCACAAUGAAGGAAAAAUCACUUUUCACAUAUACCAUUUCCUCCCUUUCUUUUUAUGAUGUACAGUUUUGAUGAAAAUAUAUGAGAUUGUUGGGUUUUAUAGAUAUAGGUCUGGAGGCCUUUUCAUGGAUUGAGAGACAUAUUUUGAAUGUGGGUUUGCUCUCUGAACGUUAUUUGUUGCCUAAUUAUUUUUAGUGGGUCACACAUGGGUGGUAAGUUUGUAUUGUAACUCUUUGCUAGAUCUGAUUUAUAUUGCUCUAUAUAAUUUUAUACAGGGGCUUUUCUAACUCCUUGAAUUUUCUUUGAAUUGUGUGUUUUGUCAGAGUUGAGUGUGACUGUCUUUUUAACUUUAUAAAACUGUUAAUGAAAAGAAAUGUUUAAAAAGCAAAUGUUUUAAAACAUCCCUCUGUAAUUUGGAAAAGGAGGAAAUAAGCAUGACAAUCAGAGGGCUUUUAAAUAUGUCACAGUCACUGAGUUUUGGCAUGAUUGGACUCUGAAUAUGCACCUGGUCAGUUAGAGGGCCAGGCUCCCAGGCCUCAGAUCUCUGCUCUCAAGUAUGAGAUGUUGAAAAUGUUGCAGCAUGUACAAGUUCAAAUGUACACUCUAUUAGGCACACUGUUGCCAGUUUAUAGCCUUCACUGAAGGCACAACUUAGUCUUAAAUACUUUUAUGGGUAAACUGGCUUCUGCCUGACCCCCAAAAGUCUGUUCUCCAAGGCCAUGCUUCAGAAAAGAAUCCCUAUUCAGGACAGCAUGUAAGCACAUGUUUAAAUGCUGUCCUGAAUAGGGACAGACUUUAGCACUUACCUCUCCUAAGGCCCUGACCCAGCAAUGCACUUAAGCAUGUGCUUAACUUUUAGCAUGUGAUUAGUCCCAUUGAUUUAAGUGCUUUUGCUGGACUGGGGCUUAAGCCACUUGAAAUGCAGCUGAUCACUAACAACUUUAGUGAUCAACUGUCACUUCACUGCACCAACAUCUAUGAUUAGACAAAAUUACUGCACCGCUGUCACUCAUUUGGCAUAAUUGAAGUAAAGUGACUGUAAUAGGAAUUGUCAGAAGAUCAGUGACUUGUUUUUCUGCAAAUGCUGGGGCUUUUGAGCAAAAGAAGACCAUUAUCCUUUGUCAACAGUGUUUCUUGGGUGUUCUCAUAAACUACAUUCCGCUGUGCACAGUACUCUGCUAUAUUUCUGACACUUACAACUUUUAUCUUAUUGUAGACAAUUUUCUAAAGUCAUGCAUGACAUUUCCCUACUCUCUAGGCAUAGAGACUAAAAACACAAUGCAUUUCAGCUGUGAAUGCAGCUGAGUAAUGAGGGCACAAAACCUACUGGCUGCUUUUCUGUCACCUUCUCUCCCCCCUCCUUCCCCGCCCCAUGGAGUUGGAUUUAAGUCUUCCUUUUACUAUUGCUUUAUACAAAGAUAAUAUUCCAUCUCUUAUAAGUAUUAGACAUAAUACCAAGCAUUAUUUAUAAUAAAAACAAGAUCAACUGAAUACUUGAAUUAACCUUACAUAAUUGGGAUUUUAUUUUUCGAAUCCGUUAACAUUUAUAAUGUAUGAAGAAAACUAAACAAAUAUUUCUAUUUUGCAACAGGUUUUAAUAUUUGUGCAUAUUUUACUUUCUAAGAGAUUUUGCUAGUGUGAGUAGACUUAUUAACAUUCCAGAUAAAAGGUUAUAAAUACAAUGUAGCUAAAUUUCUUAUGACAGGAUUUUAAUUUAUAAAAGAACAUAAAUAGUAUGUCUAAGCACAAUAUCAUUUUUAUUAAAAGCUUUCUGCAGAAGAUGUGAAAUUAUUUCUUCACAAGUACUACAUGUUUAAUUCAGGGCAUCAGGAAAGUUAAAGUAGGAUUGGUGGUAUAAUUUUGGCUAAAUUGGCACGAGUUACAUAUGAAAUUCCCCAAAAUGUAAGUAUCUCUGAUGCUUCAGAUCAUGUAGGUUUGAUAAUAGGUAUAGGAGAUGUUAGUCCAGAUGCAUAUUUUAUUUUUUUUAAAUUUUAUUAAAAAUUAAUUUGUUAAUCUGUAGCAUUCUAAAGCUUCUUUAAUGUAAUUUGCAAGUUGUUUCUGCCCCUUGUCAAAUUGCUGGUCAAAUUGUGGUUUUUUUUGUCUUUUUUGUUUUUUUUUAAUUGCGUUUGAAGAUAAUCAUUAAAGUGGACUAAGCCCUUUAGGGAUC